This is a messenger RNA of Salvia miltiorrhiza (redroot sage), 6091 nucleotides long. RefSeq lists its product as uncharacterized. Lineage: Eukaryota; Viridiplantae; Streptophyta; Magnoliopsida; Lamiales; Lamiaceae. Gene Ontology annotation, molecular function: nucleic acid binding. Bases 485 to 5881 code for a protein of 1798 amino acids. Gene Ontology annotation, biological process: DNA integration. The transcript has a single exon. The record is from RefSeq and is a predicted model, not a curated record.
AGAUCACUCUAGAUAAUUAGGUUCGUCAAGAUUAGUAUUGAGUUAUAAUUGAAGUCCUUUUCUUAAUCAUCGAUGCCUAGUCCCUAAAUCGCCUUAAUCAUCUUAUUUAUCCACUUUGCUUAUUUGAUUUUUAUUUGUCUUUGCACUUGUUAAGUAUUUAGUUAGAUAAUCAAACCAAUCACUCAAUCGUUUAGUCUAAAUAGUCGAGUAAAAUGAAUUAGGAUAAUCACUUGAUUGAACUACUAAUCCUUGUGGGAUACGACCUUGCUUCCAUAUAUUACAACUACCCGUAUACUUGCGGCGUGGUGAAAAUAAUAGCGAACAAGUUUUUGGCGCCGUUGCCGGGGAUUAGUUUAGUUUCUUUGCUUGUGAUAUUUUGCUUCAUUGUGCUUAACUACUUUAGACAUUUUACUUGCUUUAAUUUUUGUUUUCUAUUUUAAGAUUGUGUUUUGACUUCUUGUUCUUGUUGGUUGAUAGGUAGUGUAUGAACACAAGAUCUAAGGGUGCACCUCUUAUACCUAUAAACCUUGAGGUUGAAGCUUUUUGUCGACACAACAAAGCAAGAACAAGAAGAGAUAGAGAGUUGGAGGAAGCUAUGGCGGAAAAUCACGACUUAAUCCGUCAACUUCAAAUGCAAUUAGAAGCCAUGCAAGGGAAAAUCAAUGAGCAAGAAGCUCUAAGAAAUACACCUCCACCACCACCUAUUAGCAAUAUGUUCCAACCCAUUGUCCAACAAGGAGGAGUGAAUGCCCCGAGAAUCAACGCCACAAAUUUUGAGCUCAAGCCGGCCCUCAUAAAUAUGGUACAACAAAACCAAUUCGCCGGUCUUUCCCAAGAUGACCCGAAUGGACAUCUUGGAAACUUCUUGGAGAUAUGCGGCACCAUCAAGAUGAAUGGAGUCCCGGAGGAUGCCAUUCGACUUCGACUCUUCCCCUUUUCGCUAAGGGGCAUGGCCAAGACAUGGUACCAAUCUUUAGAGGGUGGUUCUAUCACUACAUGGGAGAACAUGGCUCAAAAGUUUCUCAACAAGUUCUACCCUCCGGGUAGAACCAUGAAGAUGAAGAAAGACAUAGUCCAAUUUCACCAAUUUGAUGGAGAAUCCUUCUACGAAGCUUGGGAGAGAUUCAAAGAGAUGCUAAGGAAGUGCCCUAACCAUGGUUUAGAUCAAAACACAAUCAUUUGUGUAUUCUACACCGGGUGUAGUGGUGAGAUGCAAAGAGACAUGAAUGCAUCGGCCAAUGGAGCAUUGUUGGAGAAAAGCCACGCGGAGGCCGCUCACAUCAUAGAGAACUUGGCCACCAAUUGCCAUCAAUUCCCAACGGAGAGGAGCAUCUUGAAGAAGGUGGCGGCUACAACAAGCUCGGAUCCGAUAGCUCUUUUGACGGCUCAAUUGACCGCCAUGAAUAGCAAGAUUGAUGCUAUAUCAAUGUCAAGGGUAGAGCCCGUGGUUGAAGAACAAACUAGCUUCGAGGAUGUGAACUACAUCAACAACAACAACAACCGAGGCUAUGCGAACUUCCGGCCCCAACAACAAGGUGGCUACCAAGGGCAAGGGCAAUACACUCAAGGAUUCCAACCUAACCGCCACCCUAACCUCUCCUAUAGCAAUCCAAACAAUUUCUUGCAACCACCGCCCGGAUUUGCGGUGAGCCAUGGCAUGAUCAAGGAAGAGAAGAAGCUCAACCUUGAAGAAAUAUUGAUGAAGUUCAUGACCACGACUCAAGCUCACAUGACAAGAACGGAUGAGAAGUUAGAGGCUCAAGCCAAGCAAUUGAAAAUGCUUGAGAUACAAGUGGGACAAAUUGCCGAGUCUAUAAACAAUCAACACCAACAAGGGCAAUUCCCAAGCAACACAAUCGUGAAUCCCAAGGAGCAUUGCAAGGCCAUUGCUCUAAGGAGUGGGACAACAUAUGAAGAGCCCAAGAUGCCCGACGAAGAAGAUAGAAGUGGUGUUGUGGUUGAAGUUGGAGAUGGCAACCCUUCAAAGGAACAAGGAGAUAGAGGAAAGAAGAAGGAGGUGUACGUGGCUCCACCACCUUAUUGCCCACCAAUCCCUUUUCCUCAAAGACAUCAAAAGAAGAAUGUGGAGAAUGAAUUCUCCAAGUUUCUUGAGAUUUUUCGAAAGGUGCACAUCAACAUUCCACUUAUUGAAGCUUUGAAACAAAUGCCCUCCUAUGCAAAGUUCCUAAAGGAGGUCAUAUCAAACAAGAGGAAGAUGGGAGAGAAUGAGACGGUCAAUCUAACCGAAGAAUGUAGUGCCGUUCUCCAAAGAAAAAUCCCCACCAAGAUCAAGGACCCCGGGAGCUUCACAAUCCCUUGUGAUAUUGGGAAUGAUCGUUUUGGGAAAGCUUUGUGUGAUUUGGGAGCAAGUAUAAAUUUGAUGCCGCUCUCAAUCUUCAACAAGCUAGAGAUUGGCACCAUCAAGCCAACCACAAUUGCCCUUCAAAUGGCGGAUCGUUCCGUUUCUUAUCCAAAGGGGAUAGUAGAAGAUGUCCUCGUGAAAGUCAACAAUUUCAUCUUCCCGGUGGACUUUGUUGUUUUGGACAUGGUGGAAGACAAAGAUGUACCUUUAAUUCUUGGGCGCCCCUUCUUGGCAACGGGGAGAGCCCUCAUUGAUGUUGCUAAGGGCGAACUCACCCUUAGAGUGAAUGAAGAGAGCUUCACAUUUUCAAUCCACAAGGCUCUCAAGUACAAGGAGGAAGAAGAAAAGAGGGUUGGUGAAUGCAAGAUGAUGCAAGUGAUAGAGUCUUGCAUCAACAUGGAGGAGUACCACAUCUACAACAAUCCAAUGGACACUUGCCUCCUAAACCCUCUAUUCUCUUUUGUUGAUAAUGAUGAGUUUAAUGCUUCUAACUUAUUUAUUGAGGCUAAUGAAAUGAACUUUGUGCAGAAAAUUUCACAAGGAGAGGCAUGUUUCUUGGACUUGAGAAAUGGAGAGCCGAAAGAUGAAGGAGUGGAGAAGAAGACUCCCAGCUUGGAGUUAAAACCUCUCCCCGAACACUUGAAAUACGCCUUCCUUGGUGAGGAUGAGGCGUAUCCGGUAAUUGUAUCAUCCUACCUUUCUCCUCAUGAGCUUGAUCAAUUGCUAAAUGUUUUGAGGAAGUAUAGGUCCGCUAUAGGAUGGUCAAUUUCCGAUUUAAAAGGGAUUAGCCCAUCCAUUUGCAUGCAUAGGAUUUUGAUGGAAGAUGAUUUUAAACCUAGGAGGCAAGGCCAAAGACGGUUAAACCCUAUUAUGCAAGAAGUAGUAAGAAAAGAAGUUCUCAAAUUGCUAGAUGCGGGAAUUAUUUUUGCUAUUUCGGAUAGUGAGUGGGUUAGUCCCACUCAAGUUGUUGCUAAAAAGGGGGGGAUAACCGUCAUAAAAGAUGAGCAUAAUGAGCUAAUUGCAACUAGGUUAGUAAAUGGAUGGAGGAUGUGUAUUGACUAUAGGAUGUUGAACACAGCUACUCGAAAAGAUCACUUUCCUCUUCCUUUUAUUGACCAAAUGCUUGAUAGGUUGGCGGGGUAUGAAUUUUAUUGUUUUCUUGAUGGGUACUCCGGGUAUAAUCAAAUCAUGAUUGCCCCGGAGGACCAAGAAAAGACCGCUUUCACUUGUCCUUAUGGCAUUUUUGCUUAUAGACGCAUUCCAUUUGGUCUUUGCAAUGCCCCCGCUACUUUUCAACGAUGCAUGAUGGCCAUUUUCCAUGAUUUAAUUGAAAAUGUAAUGGAAGUUUUUAUGGAUGACUUUUCUAUCUUUGGCAAUUCUUUUGAUCAUUGUCUCCAUAAUCUAUCUAUUGUGUUGCAAAGGUGUGAGGAAACUAACCUUGUAUUGAAUUGGGAAAAAUGUCAUUUUAUGGUUAGGGAUGGAAUUGUGCUUGGACACAAGGUCUCCAAAGCCGGAUUGGAGGUGGAUCGAGCAAAGAUAGUGGCCAUUGAGAAGCUUCCACCACCAUCCAAUGAGAAAGCCGUGAGAAGCUUCCUUGGACAUGCCGGGUUUUAUCGAAGAUUCAUCCAAGAUUUCUCAAAGAUCACCAAACCCUUAUGUCACCUUCUUGAAAAAGAUGCAAAGUUCAACUUUGAUGAAGAUUGUUUGGUGGCCUUUGAGAAACUCAAAAAGGCUUUAGUGAGUGCUCCCAUCUUGAUCACACCGGAUUGGUCACAACCGUUUGAGCUCAUGUGUGACGCAAGCGACAUCGCCGUCGGGGCCGUGUUGGGGCAAAAGAAAGACAAGCUAUUUAGAGUCAUCUACUACGCUAGUAGGACUCUAGAUAAGGCUCAAUCAAACUACACCGUCACUGAAAAGGAACUUUUGGCGGUUGUGUAUGCCUUCGACAAAUUCCGCUCCUACCUCAUUGGCACAAAAUCCAUUGUUCACACCAACCAUGCGGCCAUCCGGUAUUUAUUUGAGAAGAAAGAUGCCAAGCCGAGGUUGAUAAGGUGGAUCCUCCUCCUUCAAGAGUUUAAUAUUGAAAUCCGAGAUAGGAGAGGAUGUGAAAAUGUUGUGGCGGAUCACCUUUCAAGACUUGAGAAUCCCGUGGAAGGGGAAAAUGCCGAUGUGCCCAUCAAUGAGAAUUUUCCCGAUGAGCAAAUCUUGCAAGUCAAGACCCACACCCCAUGGUAUGCGGACUACGUCAACUAUCUUGCAUCCGGCAUUCAUCCACCACCCGAGUUGAAUCGUUACCAAAGAAAAAAAUUCUUUCAUGAUGUGAAAUUCUUCUUAUGGGAUGAGCCGUUCUUGUAUCGACGAUGUGCCGACACCAUCAUCCGGCGGUGUGUACCCGAAGAGGAAUGGGGAGCUAUUAUGAGGGAGUGUCAUUCUUCCCCUAGUGGAGGGCACUUUGGCACCAACCGAACCGCUUUUAAGGUGCUUCAAAGUGGCUUCUAUUGGCCAACUAUUUUCAAGGAUUGCCACUCAUUUAUUUUGAGUUGUGAUCAAUGCCAAAGAAUGGGAGGAAUAUCAAAGAAGCACGAGAUGCCCCUUAACAAUGUGAUUGAAGUUGAGCUCUUUGACGUAUGGGGCAUAGAUUUUAUGGGCCCAUUCCCAAUGUCUUUCGGCUUCCAAUACAUUUUGUUGGCCGUGGAGUAUGUUUCAAGAUGGGUGGAAGCAAUUCCUACUCAAACCAAUGACUCCAAAGUGGUGAUCAAGUUCCUUCAAAAGAAUAUUUUAACAAGGCAUGGAAUUCCAAGGGCCUUGAUAAGCGAUGGAGGAUCCCACUUUUGCAACAAGUGGAUGGAAGGACUUCUCAAAAAGUACGGGGUGAAGCAUAGAGUGACAACGGCUUAUCAUCCCCAAGCCAAUGGUCAAACCGAGUUGGCAAACCGGGAGAUUAAACAAGUGCUAGAGAAGACAGUGAAUGGGAGCCGGAAGGAUUGGUCUCUCUUGCUUGAUGACGCACUUUGGGCAUAUCGAACGGCGUACAAGACACCGCUUGGCAUGUCACCAUACCAACUUGUAUACGGGAAGUCAUGUCAUCUCCCCGUAGAGUUAGAGCACAGGGCAUAUUGGGCGGUCAAGAAGCUCAAUUUUGAUUUCAAGAAGGCUGGCCAAGCUAGAGUCUUUCAACUCAAUGAGUUGGAUGAAUUUCGAAGUGAGGCAUUUGCAAGCUCAAGCCUCUACAAAGAGAGGACCAAGAGGUUUCAUGAUAGGAUGAUCCACAAACGGGAAUUUGCACCCGGGGAUGAGGUCCUUCUCUUCAAUUCCCGCCUUUCACUCUUUCCGGGAAAGCUCAAGUCCAAAUGGUCGGGCCCAUUCCUCAUCAACAAGGUCUCCCCCAAUGGAGCUAUUGAAUUGAAGGGCAACGAUGGACGCACUUUUGUGGUGAAUGGCCAACGCAUUAAGGCAUACUUUCGAGCCGAGCCACGAGAGAAAGUGUCCGUCAUCAUUCUCGCCGAACCAAAGACAUGACACCAUCAUGAAGACGUCGAGCUCACGACGUUAAACUAAGCGCUAGUUGGGAGGCACCCCAACAAGGUAUCUUUAAUUUUUGCAAGUUCAAUAAACACACAUAUACAUAGGUAUUAUAUAUUCAUCUAUGUAUAUAUUUUUAUAUGUGUGUGAUUUCUUUUGUUUGUGAGUUUAAUUCCCUUUAUCUUAAAAAAAAAAAAAAAAAAAAAA